Molecule: messenger RNA, 2385 nt
Organism: Panicum virgatum (switchgrass)
Lineage: Eukaryota; Viridiplantae; Streptophyta; Magnoliopsida; Poales; Poaceae
Product: probable LRR receptor-like serine/threonine-protein kinase At2g23950
Exons: 10
Coding region: 151-2127 (658 amino acids)
Biological process (GO): protein phosphorylation
Molecular function (GO): ATP binding; protein kinase activity; protein binding
Source: RefSeq, a predicted model, not a curated record
AAAAGCGACGCCACCAAAGCCACCCCGCUCGGCUCCACUCUAUGCCCUGCCGCCUGCCUCCCCUCCCCUGCCCUCCCAGCUCGCACUUUUCUUUCUCCUCCCUGCUCGGGCGCCUCUCGCCCCAUCACUCCCGUUCCUCCGGCUCCGCCAAUGGCCUCCUCCGGCGGCUUCGUCGUCCUCCUGCUCCUCUCCCUCCCCGCUGUCGCCCUACUCGCCUCCGCCUCCGAGCCCCUCAACCCCGAAGUGCAGGCGCUGAUCGCCAUCCGGCAGGGGCUGGUCGACCCGCGCGGCGUGCUCGGCAACUGGGACCAGGACUCCGUCGACCCCUGCAGCUGGGCCGUGAUCACCUGCUCCGCCCAGAACCUCGUCAUCGGCCUGGGAGCGCCGAGCCAGGGCCUGUCGGGGACGCUGUCCGGGAGGAUCGCCAACCUCACCCAUCUCGAGCAAGUGCUGCUGCAGAACAACAACAUCUCCGGCCGGCUGCUGCCGGAGCUGGGCGCGCUGCCGCGGCUGCAGACGCUGGACCUCUCCAACAACCGCUUCUCCGGCCGCGUGCCCGACACGCUCGGCCGCGUCUCCACCCUCCGGUACCUGAGGCUCAACAACAACAGCUUGUCCGGGCCGUUCCCCGCGUCGCUGGCCAAGAUCCCGCAGCUCUCCUUCAUGGACUUGUCCUUCAACAACCUCACCGGCCCCGUCCCGGUCUUCCCGACAAGGACGUUCAAGGGCGGCGGCGGGGAGGUCCAAGGCUGGCGCGCGGCUGCCGAUCGGCGUAGGGACGAGCCUGGGCGCCUCCUCCCUCGUGCUCUUCGCCGUGUCCUGCUUCCUCUGGCGGCGGAAGCGCCGGCACUCGGGGGCCCGCUCCUCCGUCCUCGGCAUCCUCGAUCGGGGCGGCCGCGACCUGGAGGACGGCGGCGGCGGCGGCGGGGUGGCGGUGGCGCGGCUGGGGAACGUGCGCCAGUUCGGGCUGCGCGAGCUGCAGGCGGCCACGGACGGGUUCGCGGCGAGGCACGUCCUGGGCAAGGGCGGGUUCGGCAACGUGUACCGCGGCCGGCUCGCCGACGGCACGACGGUGGCCGUGAAGCGGCUGAACGACCCCGCCAGCGCGUCCGGGGAGGCGCAGUUCCGCACGGAGGUGGAGAUGAUCAGCCUCGCCGUGCACCGCCACCUGCUCCGCCUCGUGGGCUUCUGCGCCGCCGGUGGGGAGCGCCUCCUCGUCUACCCCUACAUGCCCAACGGCAGCGUCGCGUCGCGCCUCCGAGGGAAGCCGGCGCUGGACUGGGCGGCGCGGAAGCGGAUCGCGGUGGGGGCGGCGCGGGGCCUGCUGUACCUGCACGAGCAGUGCGACCCCAAGAUCAUCCACCGGGACGUCAAGGCCGCCAACGUGCUGCUGGACGAGCGCCUCGAGGCCGUCGUCGGCGACUUCGGGCUCGCCAAGCUGCUGGACCACGGCGACUCGCACGUCACCACCGCGGUGCGGGGCACCGUGGGCCACAUCGCGCCCGAGUACCUCUCCACCGGCCAGUCGUCGGAGAAGACGGACGUCUUCGGCUUCGGGAUCCUGCUGCUCGAGCUCGUCACCGGCCAGCGCGCGCUCGAGCUCGGCAAGGGCUCCGGCGCCGGCCACAACCACAAGGGCGGCGUCAUGCUCGACUGGGUGAGGAAGGUGCAUCAGGAGAAGAUGCUGGACCUGCUGGUGGACCAGGACCUGGGCCCGCACUACGACCGGAUCGAGGUGGCGGAGAUGGUGCACGUCGCGCUCCUCUGCACGCAGUUCCAGCCGUCGCACCGGCCCAAGAUGUCCGAGGUGGUCCGGAUGCUGGAGGGCGACGGCCUGGCCGAGAAGUGGGAGGCCACGAACCGGCCGGCCGCCGCGGGGGCGCCGCCGUGCCACGACGCGCUCGGCUACGACCACCGCAACGACUCCAACGGCUCCGUCUUCUUCAACGACUUCCACGACAACGACAGCAGCCUCAGCAGCGACGAGGCGCGCUCCAUCGACAUGGUCGAGGAGAUGGAGCUCUCGGGGCCGAGGUAGCAGCUGCCGCCUGCCGGGAAGUUAUUCAUAGCAUCAAAGUUCAGACUAGGAUCAGAGUGCUUGAAAAAAAAAUUACAGGUAGAGAGUGACUGAGUGAGGGUUGGUAUUGGUAAGAUUUGUUGCGAGCCAGUUUGGAAUUAAAGUUACCACUAGGUGCUUUAGAGCUUAGACGACCACAGUGUGUAGUUUCUGAUGGGAGCCGCCGUCCUUUUCCCUGGAAAAAAGAUGUAAAGAAAAAGGAUGGCUUCUCUUUUGCUUCUUUUCACAGGCUUCUUUUUCUUUUCCUGCUGCUGCUGUUCUUACUGCUCAUCUCAUCAUCUGGUGACACGAGCACAUGCAGCAUCGCA